AGAAAUGGUCAAGGGCUUCAAGACAGCGGUGAAGUUCGAUGAGGCGUCAAGACUGGAGUUUGUGCAGGGCAUGCGCAAGCGGAAGAACCAGAGACGCCAGAAGGCUGCCAACCAGAUCAAACUGAAGAUGAAGCAGGACAGGAGGGCGUACGACAGGAAGAAGAAACAACUGCAGCUGAAGGAGAUAGCUGAGCUGGACAAAAUAGAGGCAGAGGCUGAGCACAUCAAUUUGAAGCGAUUGGCCACGUGUUCGGCCGAAAAUGAACAGACUCAUUUUAGUUCUAUACCAGGAGUCACAAUUGAGCCAAUCAGUUUCGACACUAGUCAUCUGCAUGUCACUGCAAACUUGGACGCAGAAGAAGAGUCGGAAUCAGAAACUAAAAUGAAGGAGGGCGAAUAUGAUUCAACUAAGGACAAGUUGGAUGAUCUUCGGCACAGUUACAAGAAACUGGUGAAAGAUCGCAUUAAGAAGCAGAAAAAUAAACUUAAAAAGAGGAAAAAGUAAAGUAAAUGUUUCUGUUGCCGAUGUUGCUUCAAACAAUGAUCUGGCUGUAGUUAGUUACGGAAGGAAGAUGCACACGAUGGGCUUCCGAUUGUUUGAACGAAGACCGCAAAAACUCUAAAUGAACCGAACAAUUGAUCACCGUUUUUUAGUUCUCAUAUGUAAUUUUGAACCGCAGUAGAAAUUUAUUGUUCGCUGCAAUAAUCUCAAGUCCAAGGCUCAAGAAAAAAAAACAGUUGAAAGAAAGACUAUUUCAUUAGAGUACUUUGUC
Symsagittifera roscoffensis is the source of this 773-nucleotide messenger RNA. RefSeq lists its product as uncharacterized. The record is from RefSeq and is a predicted model, not a curated record. NCBI's taxonomy places the organism in Eukaryota, Metazoa, Xenacoelomorpha, Acoela, Convolutidae. The coding region runs from base 5 to 505 and encodes 166 amino acids. The transcript has 2 exons.